Molecule: messenger RNA, 669 nt
Organism: Entamoeba dispar SAW760
Lineage: Eukaryota; Evosea; Mastigamoebida; Endamoebidae
Product: protein TRANSPARENT TESTA GLABRA, putative
Exons: 1
Coding region: 1-669 (222 amino acids)
Cellular component (GO): nucleus
Molecular function (GO): protein binding
Source: RefSeq, a predicted model, not a curated record
AUGGUAAAUGUUGCUGUAUUAGGUGCUUCAAAUGAUUCAUUAUCACCAUGUACUUCAUUAGAUUGGAACACUGUCAAUAAAGAUAGAUUAGGAACUUGUUCUUUAGAUACUACAGUUACUGUAUGGUCAGUUGAAACUCAUCAACCAAUAAAAAAAUUAAUUGCACAUGAUAAAGAAGUUUAUGACAUUUCAUUUGCAUCUAAUCCUGAUUUAUUUGGAACAGUUGGAGGAGAUGGUUCAUUGAGAAUGUUUGAUUUACGUUCAUUAGAACAUUCAACUAUUUUGUAUGAGUCUCAAGGUCUUGUUCCUUUGUUAAGAUUAGCUUGGAAUCAUUUUGAUCCUAAUUUCAUUGCUACAUUCUCUUCUGAUUCAAAUAAGGUUAUUGUCAUUGAUGCAAGAAAACCAGCUGUUCCAUACACUGAACUUGCUUUGCAUCAAAGUAAUGUUAAUGCUAUUUGUUGGAGUCCACAUAGUAGCACUCAUAUUUGUAGUGCAUCAACAGAUAGAAAAGCAUUAAUUUGGGAUUUGUAUCCUAUAGAAACAUUAAAUGAUCCAGUUGCAAUCCAAUAUGAAGCAUUAUCACCAGUCAAUGAUAUCUCAUGGUGUGGAACUAAUUCUGAUCUCAUUUGUAUGUCAGUUGGAAAUCAAAUUCUAGCGGUCCGAAUUUAA